CCACAACAAAGUCCAAACGAAAACAACCCAAAGAAGAAAUUCUCAAAAUUUAAGGACUCAAUAUGGGUCACUUCCGUAGUAAGCGGCUAUGAUAUCUGAGACUUAGAUGUGCCAAACUGCCAUUCCUUUACACCGAAGUGACGAAGCCACUAUCUGGACAAGCGUAAUCUCAACGGUUUUCAAACACUUUCCAGUUGUUUGUCUCUCUUUAUCAUCAAAGAUUUUUACUCUUUUUCCAUCCUUACAAGUAUGGAAAUUGGAACCUAGUAACAAUUCUGUUCUCUGUCACCUUCUGUUUCUUCCCUUCUUUUUACCUUAAUUGUGGAUAACUUUGUCUUUUAAGACUAAGAUACUAAAUCAAUUAUAAACUCGGUUGGUGACACUGUUCCAAUUCUACCUAAAUCGGGUUGGUUGAAUCUCAUCUUUACCUUUGAUUUGAUUUCAAUAGAACAAAGACUAAAUAGUAUAGAACUUAGCUUAGCUUUAGCCGUUUUCCCAAUCCGGGUACUCCAAAAUUUUACUUCUUCGAAGGCUAAUAUUUAUUGGAACUCUAAAGCUGAUUUGCAGCUCCACGUUUUUUCUAGCUCCACAUAAGAUCUUCAUCUCCUUACUUCAGGAAGUUGGGUUUUUUAGCCGAAUCUUGUUACAAAUAAAUACAUUUUGGCGGAUUCGUUCUUUUUUUUAAAAAAUCUGAGUAUAUUGGAUAUCCUUGUUGGGUGUGCUGUUUUGUCUCAGAAGUUGCUUACUUCAAAGAACAUCUUUUGAGAGAGAAACAGAAAGAAAGACAUGGCUUUGGCUCGAUUUGUUCGCCAAACUAAGCGCCCACAUGGGGUUUGUGUGAAGAUGACAGCAGUGGCAAUAUUGGGUCUUUGUUUUAUUUCUGUUUGGUCCAUGUUCUCUUCUCCUUCUACUUCUGUUACUGUGCAAAGGGAGAGCUUUGAUGACAUCGCUGAACCUGUAGCUUCAGGCACAAGGGUAAGCAAAUCUAAGGGGGAUGAAUUAGAAAAUCAUAGUUCAAGUGGUCAAAGGAAGAAGGUUGAAUCUGGUUCGAAGAAAAAGGAUGAGAAAAAAGUUACUGGGUCUUUGCCUUUACCUGCUCAUGAACAUAAAUCUGGGAAAAAGAAUGAGAAACAUGUGUCAAAUAGGAAAAAAGAGAAGGAUAAGUCAAAGUUACCUAGUGGGGCGUCAAAGGAGAAUGAAGAGCAUCGGGAGCGAGAAGAGUCUCAGGGUGAAGAAGCAGAAAAGGAGAAUGAAAAUGAAGAAGAAGAAGAAGUGGUAGUGGAUGGCAAGGAAGAAGGAUUGGAUAGUGAAGAAGAAGGUAAUGGGGAGACUGAAGGCGAUGGUGAUCUGGAUGAAUCAGUAGAUCAAGAGACUCAGGAGAAGGUGGAAAAUGAGAAUGAAAGAUUAAAAAGCGAAGGGAAGAAGAGAAAGAUCAAGGGUCCAGUCUUUGAUCCGAAAGCACAUUAUAGUUGGAAAUUAUGUAGCACAAGGAGCAAGCAUAAUUAUAUGCCCUGUAUUGAUGUUGAAAGUGGCUUCACAAGGCUGCAGAGCUAUAGGCAUAGAGAGAGGAGCUGCCCAAAAUCCCCUCCAAUGUGUCUUGUUCCUCUUCCCCACGAUGGUUAUGAUUCUCCAGUGCGCUGGCCUGAGAGCAAAUUCAAGAUAUUGUACAAGAAUGUGGCACAUCCAAAACUAGCUGCAUACUUGAAGAAUCAUAACUGGUUGAUUGAAUCUGGAGAGUAUAUGAUGUUUCCUCAGAACCAGUCUGAAUUCAAGGGUGGAGUUGUUCACUACCUUGAAUCCAUUGAAGAAAUGGUACCAGAUAUUGAAUGGGGAAAGAAUAUACGUGUAGUGCUGGAUGUUGGAUGUGGAGAUUCAAGCUUUGUGGCCUCUCUUCUUGAUAAGGAUGUAUUAUCGUUAUCACUGGGCUUGAAGGAUGAUCUAGUUGACCUAGCGCAGGUUUCCCUUGAACGUGGUUUUGCUACAGUUGUUAGCCCUUUUGCAAGAAGAAGACUUCCUUUUCCUAGUGGAGUUUUUGAUGCUAUUCAUUGUGGUGGGUGUACCUUGCCUUGGCAUUCCAAUGGGGGGAAGCUUCUUCUAGAGAUAAAUCGGAUUUUGAGGCCUGGUGGAUACUUUAUUUUGUCAACUAAACAUGACAGCAUUGAAGCAGAAGAAGCUAUGAACACAUUGACUUCUUCUAUCUGUUGGAAUAUUCUCGCUCAUAAAACUGAUGAAGUCAGUGAAGUGGGUGUUAAGAUAUAUCAGAAGCCCGAAUCCAAUGAUAUAUAUGAGUUGAGGAGAAAGAAAAAUCCACCUUUAUGCAAGGAGCAUGAAAAUCCAGAUGCUGCCUGGUAUGUCCCUAUGAAAACUUGCUUGCAUGCCAUUCCAUCUGCAAUUGAACAACACGGAACUGAGUGGCCUGAGGAAUGGCCUAAGAGGCUUGAAACAUAUCCUGAUUGGUUGAAUGACAAGCAAAAAGCCAUUGAUGACACCAAGCGCUGGAAAGAUAUUGUUGACAAGUCCUAUCUCACUGGAAUGGGAAUUGACUGGUCAACUAUCAGGAAUGUAAUGGACAUGAAAGCCAUCUAUGGAGGAUUUGCCGCUGCACUCUUACAACAGAAGAUUUGGGUGAUGAAUGUGGUCCCUGUCCAUGCGCCAGAUACGCUUCCCUUGAUUUUUGAACGUGGACUUAUCGGAAUCUACCAUGACUGGUGCGAGUCGUUUGGGACUUACCCAAGAUCAUAUGACCUCUUGCACGCUGAUCAUUUUUUCUCCAGGCUAAAGAACAGGUGCAAGCAGCCUGUUUCAAUAGUUGUUGAGAUGGAUCGUAUUCUACGUCCUGGUGGUUGGGUAAUCGUGCGUGAUAAGGUUGAGAUACUCGAUCCGCUAGAGGGUAUUUUGAGAAGUUUACAUUGGGAGAUCAGAAUGACUUAUUCUCAGAACAAGGAGGGUAUCAUAUGUGCACAGAAAACUACAUGGCGACCUUGAGAGAUCCCUUCAUAUGUACAUUCCUUCACAAACUUCACAACACCAUGCAUUCUCUUCUCUUUUACUGAAGCAUAUUGAGAAGCCUCUUUGUUUGCCUUCCUUCUAGACUCUGAUUGUUCAUUUUUUUUCCUGGGAUAUCUGUAAAUUAAUCAUUUAUAACACAGUCAAUUCAAUUUGAUCUUCUCAAA
This is a messenger RNA of Theobroma umbraticum, 3173 nucleotides long. Its product is annotated as S-adenosyl-L-methionine-dependent methyltransferases superfamily protein. Gene Ontology annotation, molecular function: methyltransferase activity. Gene Ontology annotation, cellular component: cytoplasm; trans-Golgi network; endosome. NCBI's taxonomy places the organism in Eukaryota, Viridiplantae, Streptophyta, Magnoliopsida, Malvales, Malvaceae. The record is from RefSeq and is a predicted model, not a curated record.